Aedes albopictus (Asian tiger mosquito) is the source of this 942-nucleotide messenger RNA. RefSeq lists its product as uncharacterized. The record is from RefSeq and is a predicted model, not a curated record. The transcript has a single exon. The coding region runs from base 1 to 942 and encodes 313 amino acids. NCBI's taxonomy places the organism in Eukaryota, Metazoa, Arthropoda, Insecta, Diptera, Culicidae.
AUGCGAUCUCGUCGCUAUCGACCCACGUCGUCUUCUGCCUCUCUUUUGUGUGGAGUGUUCCCAGACUUACCGAAACAGUUGACGCUCUUUCAUAAAGGGCCUAGUCGGCCCCGACAGUUCAAUGGAUCCUCCAUCAGCAACACGCUGAAGAUUGGCUCAAUCAUGCAAAACGAUUUAAUGUCGAUCCUGCUGAACUUCCGGUGCUAUCGGUUUGUCUUCACAAUCGAUACACCGAAAAUGUUUCGCCAACAGAUGAUGCACGCUGAAGAUGCACAUUUUCAGCGUGUACUAUGGCGGGAUGAUCGAUCGAUACCCCUGAAGACUUUUGAAUUACGCACGGUGACCUACGGCUUGGCUCCGUCGUCGUUUCACUCCAAGAUGGCAUUCUCCCAGUUGACCGAUGAAUCGAUGGAGGAUUACUCGAUAGCUUCACCCGUACUCAAAAUGGCUUUCUACAUCGAUGACGCCCUCUGCGAGGCGCACACAAUUGAGGAGGCACAGUUGUUGUGUCGACAGCGGCUGCAAUUACUGCAUAGCGGUGGAUUCGACGCACAUAAGUGGUGCUCAAACGAACCAGCCAUCCUGGAGGAAAUCUCGAAGAACCUCUGGGGUACUGAUUUUGACGUUGAAGAUGCUGCUGAUAAGGCGGUUGUUAAAACUCUUGGAGUGGUGCGGAAUGCUUCGCAAGAUUGGUUUUCGUUCCGCAUCCGACCGGCCAAAGAUGCUUGCCGGUCGGUGACUUGCAAAGGAGUGCUGAGUGAAAUUGCAAAGUUUUUCGAUUCACUCGAACUUGGUGUACCAGUGGUCACUACAGCAAAACUGAUCUUCAGAGAGGUUGGUCUUCUCAACCUUGGGUGGGACGAUCCCGUUCCUGGCGCCAUUGCUGAGAAUCAACUGCCAGCGGACUCAGGCGUGCCUUCCGGACUCAACUGCCAGCGUUAA